Messenger RNA from Heterocephalus glaber (naked mole-rat), 1030 nucleotides. RefSeq names its product B9 domain containing 2 (gene B9d2). Gene Ontology annotation, biological process: cilium assembly. The record is from RefSeq and is a predicted model, not a curated record. Lineage: Eukaryota; Metazoa; Chordata; Mammalia; Rodentia; Bathyergidae. Gene Ontology annotation, cellular component: MKS complex.
GGCAUGCCGGGGGAGGAGCCUGCUGUUGCCCCAGCAACAACCGAAGGCGCCCCAGAGAAGCGCGGCUGCGUAGUACUGCUCCUCAAAUCUCUCGCUGCAACAAAGGCCUUGGGAGAGGCGUGAGCCAGUCCUGGUCGGCGCCCGUGGAGAAGAAGACAGGUCAGGCCCAUGAGCUACAAUUUCCACAGCCGUUUUCGCCUCUCCUAAUGGUUAAAAGCACUGAGGGCCAUGGCUGAGGUGCACGUGAUCGGGCAGAUCAUAGGGGCCACCGGUUUCUCUGAAAGUAGCCUCUUCUGCAAGUGGGGGAUCCACACAGGGGCAGCAUGGAAACUCCUGUCGGGUGUUCGGGAGGGCCAGACACAGGUGGACACGCCUCAGGUGGGGGACAUGGCCUACUGGUCCCACCCCAUCGACCUGCACUUCGCUACCAAAGGUCUCCAAGGUUGGCCCCGGCUUCAUCUCCAGGUGUGGUCCCAGGAUAGCUUCGGCCGCUGCCAGCUCGAAGGCUAUGGCUUUUGCCAUGUGCCCAGCAGCCCAGGCACCCACCAGCUGGACUGCUCCACAUGGCGGCCGCUAGGCAGCUGGCGGGAGCAGCUGGCCAGGGCCUUUGUGGGUGGCGGGCCGCAGCUGCUGCAUGCAGACACCAUCUACAGUGGGGCUGACCGCUACCGCCUGCACACAGCCGCGGGUGGCACCGUGCGCCUUGAGCUUAGCCUGCUGCUUCGUCACUUUGACCGCUAUGGUGUCGAGUGCUGAGGGAUCCCGCCUCCAGCGGUCGGCCCUCAUCCACAGCCCUGGCCAUUCGGUGCGGGUGGGAUGGCAAGCAGUCAAGAUCAUGGGCCCUGGAUGGUCAGCCCUGAUCCCAGCCAGGCAUUGCCCUGUCAGUCCUUGCAAGGACCUCAUGCCCAUAAGGCCCCUGGAGUCCCAGUUCCUCAUGUGUCACAUGGGGUACUAAGUGUGGGUCACAGGGGUGGGAGGAAAAUGCUGUUUAGCACGAGGGAAGUGCUUAAUAAAAGUGAGUGAUUCUUAA